This is a messenger RNA of Eublepharis macularius, 1493 nucleotides long. Its product is annotated as C-type lectin domain family 2 member D-like. The coding region runs from base 485 to 1084 and encodes 199 amino acids. The transcript has 6 exons. The record is from RefSeq and is a predicted model, not a curated record. NCBI's taxonomy places the organism in Eukaryota, Metazoa, Chordata, Lepidosauria, Squamata, Eublepharidae.
GGAAAGAAAGGGAGGAGCUGGCUGGGAAACUUGGCUAGAGUGCCCCCGAGCGGCUCUCCCCUGUCAAGCCACAGUAGCGACACCGGAAAGCGGUAAAUCUAGAGAACUGAAGUGAGAGACGGGAGGAAGAGAAGAAAUACGGCUGCUUAUGUUCGUUUGAAUUUCCAUGACCUCGGGCAAGCCAAUCAAUCUUUCCCAGCCGGGUCUAUAUGACCAGCGAUGCUAAAAAUGCCGUGCGGAGCAAGGGCUGCUAGCAAAGACAGCUGUUGCUAAGCUGCCUCUUCAGUAGCCACCGCGAGAAACUAUCGGCCAAUGGGAAGCCCGCUGCUUCUCCGCCCUUCUGCUCCCCUUCAAAAGCCAGGGAUGGCCACAGCUGCAAAGUCUCAAUAAGGAACCACGUUGUUGGUUCUGAACAAACCCGGCGAUCGGUCGUUGGCUCGAAGGAGUGGUGCGGGCAGAUCCAGUGUGUUUUCCAAGAGGAAAGAUGGACAUUGAACGCCAUACAGAAACGAACCCUCUUGAUUCUUCUGUGCCUAAUGGGCACCCAGGACAGCAAAACAAUGCAGCACACAACAAAUGCUUGUCAUAUAAAGCCGUGGCUGCCAUAGCUGCCAUUUCUGUGCUUUUAAAUAUCGUCUUCAUUGGAGUUGUGUCAGUUCUAGCAGGACAAACGUCUGAGCAGCCAAGCACACCAUGCCCUUCGUCAUGCCCUUCUAGCUGGAUUGAGUAUGAUGGAGUCUGCUAUUAUUUUUCAAAAGGAGAAAGGAACUGGACCUCCAGCCAGCACUUCUGCUCUUUAUAUAAUGCAUUGCUGGCUCGGAUUGAAAGUAAAGAAAAGGAUGCUGUGAUGGAUUACAAAAGAAAAGAGCCCUAUUGGAUUGGCCUCACGAGAAAUUCAGGACAACCCUGGAGAUGGCUAAAUGGAGGCAAUGUAACGUUGCAAUUCCUGGGAGACGGAGAAAAUUGUGCGUAUUUGAAUGAUGAAGGUAAAGCCAGCAUCUCAAGAUGCAGCAUAGAACAUCGUUGGAUCUGCAGUGUAGAAAAAUCCAGAUGGGAUAUGAGAGAACCUGUUCUGUUAUAUUGAAACACUAGAAAUAGAGCCAGUUAAACAAGACUUUGAACAUAAAUGACAACAAAAAAUGCAAUGGUUUACUUAUCUUCAACUUUCUCACAUGAUGUAUCAAAUUGGAAUUAAACAAAUCCUUAGUGACCCUAUGGCAGAAUCUGAACAGCUCUUAAAUCAAACAGAUUGGACGCAAAAAGGUUUGAUAUCCAAACUUUAUCAUUUGCUUCUUAAUACCUUUGAAUUAAAACCUCAGAGAUAUCAAUUAGACUGGCAAACUGAUUGUGGAUCUGUAAUUCCCCCAGACCAAUGGAAGAAAAUUUGGUCUUCUAAUAUAAGAGAUUCUCGCAUCAUAAACAACAGAAUUCAAGCUUAUAAAAUUAUCCACAGAUGUUAUUUAACACCAAAGAGACUUUCAUUAUUUUCACAA